AUGAAGCCCAUCACCACUCGGAAGAGACGGAUGGAGAGCUCCCCCACGGCGUCCGACUCCUUGGGGAGGAGGGAAGGAGGACCUCAGGCAGCUCUGCUCCAGAAGGAAGCGAAGCUGCGGCACUGCAGGUCUGCCAUGGGGUCCUUGGGGCUGGGGGCUGGAGAGGAAGGCCCUGCGGAGGGCCGGGUGGCUAAGGGUAAGGUGUGCCGCCGUCCUGCCACGGCCAAGGCUGGGAGCCGGCAGAGCUGGCAGGGUGAGUGUGAGCAGGGUGAGUGUGGGCAGGUCAAGUGUGGACAGGAUGAGUGUGAGCAGGGGGAGAGUGAACAGGGUGAGAGUGAGCAGUGUGAGAGUGAGCAGGGUAAGCACAGGGAAGUGAGAAGAAUGGGCUCGGUGUCAGAGGAGCUCAGCUUGGUCCCCCUGCACCAGAGGCCGGAGCUGCUGGAAGCCUGUGCCGAGCUGCUGCGUGAGGAGUGGGGGAAGAGCCGGGCGUCGAGGCUCCACAUGCUCCAGCGCUCCUCAGACGCCUUUCCCAUCUGCCUGCUGCUGCUGCGGAGCCGGGGCCCCACCGAGAUCCCUGGCCCCCGGGAGGGUCCCUGCCAGCUGGUGGGCCAUGUCCGACUCUCCCGCGUGGUCGGCCGUCCCCGUGACCUCUACGUGGAGAGCGUGGUGGUGGCCCGGGCGCUGCGGGGCCAGGGCUACGGGCGGCGGCUGAUGGAGGCCACUGAGCGGUGGGCCCGGGCCCAGGGGUUUGGCUGCCUGCACCUCACCACCCACGACAAGCAGCAUUUCUAUGCCCACCUGGGCUAUGUCCUGGGUGAGCCGGUGCAGAGCGUGGCCUUCCUCAGCCCUGCCAUAUCCUCCGAGGUGCUGCGGCUUUUCUCCGCCCCUCCUGGUGCUGCCAUCACCAUCAGGCCAAGGGUACCUUCUGCCCCCCCGCCUCCCCUCCCACCCCUCACUGUCCCACCACCCCCCCCUCCACCGACUGUGAUCUGGGCAAGGGGUGUCCUGGCUGAGAACAGCAAGCAGAGCCUCCUGAAAACCCCCCACCGUGACGCCAAAGGGCUCCCCAUCUUCUGGAUGAAGAAGGACAUCUGAGGGGCUGGGGCCCCAGGACGGUGAUUAAAAGCAGUGCAGGCAGGAGCUGCCUGCUGUGGCGCUGCC
Molecule: messenger RNA, 1161 nt
Organism: Corapipo altera (White-ruffed manakin)
Lineage: Eukaryota; Metazoa; Chordata; Aves; Passeriformes; Pipridae
Gene: NAA80
Product: N(alpha)-acetyltransferase 80, NatH catalytic subunit
Exons: 3
Coding region: 1-1095 (364 amino acids)
Biological process (GO): protein acetylation
Cellular component (GO): cytoplasm
Molecular function (GO): acetyl-CoA binding; N-acetyltransferase activity
Source: RefSeq, a predicted model, not a curated record